AUGGCUGCUCCUGAAAAACCCAUCAUCUUCACCGAGCACCUUCAGCUCACGGCUCUGGGUAUCCAACCGGCAUCCAUAUCCUUCCAAACACUCACGCUCGAAUCGGACGCAUGGAUCUGUGUGAGAGAACAAAUAGAUACACCUCAGGUGGUCAUUGUCAAUCUGAAUGAUUCGAAUGAUAUUGUCAGACGACCAAUCACCGCCGACUCGGCGAUCAUGAACCCUCGAGCAGGAGAUAAGAUCCUAGCUUUGAAAGCCGGUCGACAACUGCAGGUGUUUAACUUAGGCAACAAAUCCAAGAUUGGUGCUCAUCUGAUGAAUGAAGAUGUCACUUUCUGGACAUGGAUUAAUGAUACUACAAUUGGUAUCGUUACUGAACGAGAGGUUUACCACUGGAAAGUAAUGGAUGGUCAAGCUGCUCCUACCAAGAUAUUCGACCGACAUGCAACACUUGCAGGCAACCAGAUUAUCAACUACCGGAUGUCCCAUGAUGAGAAAUGGUUAGUCGUAGUCGGAAUCUCCUCAAACCCAAAUGCAGGCCAACCAGGACAAAAUGGUUUCAAGAUCAAGGGAGCCAUGCAGCUAUACUCGGUUGAAAGAGGUGUAUCGCAACCUAUAGAAGGUCAUGCUGCUGCUUUCGCUACUGUCAGACAGGAAGGUGCAUCUCAAGAUUCAAAGUUGUUCUGUUUCGCUGUUAGACACGCUAAUGGUGCCAAGCUCCACAUUGUUGAAAUCGGUCACCAGGCACCCAACCCACCUUUCCAGAAGAAAGCCGUAGACGUCUUUUUCCCCACCGAAGCUACCAACGAUUUCCCAGUCGCGCUUCAGGUCUCACCCAAACAUGGUAUCCUCUACCUCGUCACCAAAUUCGGUUUCAUUCACCUCUACGAGAUUGAAACUGGUCAAUGUAUUUACAUGAACCGAAUCUCGGGCGAAACCAUCUUCACGACUGCUCAACAUGAGAGCACUUCAGGUAUCAUCGGUGUGAACAGGAAGGGUCAGGUUCUCAGUGUUAGCGUAGAUGAGGAAACCAUCGUGCCAUACAUCCAACAGGUGAUCAACUCCCCUGAACUCGCUAUCAAACUUGCUACUCGGGCUGGCCUUCCCGGUGCAGACCACAUCAUCCAACAGCAAUACCAGUUGUACAUCCAGAACGGUCAAUACUCCGAAGCUGCCAAGAUUGCUGCCAACUCUCCUCGAGGGCUUCUCAGAACUCCCCAAACUAUCGAGACAUUCAAGAAACUUCCUCAAGUACCUGGUAGUCUUUCACCAAUCCUGCAGUAUUUCGGUAUUCUGCUUGAGAAAGGAGAGUUGAACAAGUACGAAUCCCUCGAAUUGGCUAGGCCUGUAAUUCAGCAAGGGAAGAAACAGUUGCUGGAGAAAUGGCUUAAGGAGAGCAAGCUGGAGUGCAGUGAAGAACUGGGUGAUCUUUGUCGAAUGGCCGACAUGAACCUCGCUCUAUCCGUCUACCUCCGAGCCAACGUACCCAACAAGGUAGUCGCGGCUUUCGCUGAACUUGGUCAAUUCGAUAAGAUUGUUCUUUACUCAAAGAAAGUCAACUACACUCCCGAUUACGCUCAACUGCUUCAACAUCUCGUUAGGAUCAACCCAGACAAGGGAGCUGAAUUUGCUACUCAAAUCGUCAACGAUGAGAGUGGACCAUUGGUAGACCUGGACAGAAUUGUCGAUAUCUUCAUGUCUCAGAAUAUGCUUCAACAAGCUACCUCUAUCCUCUUAGAUGCUCUUAAGGACAACAAGCCUGAACAGGGACCUCUACAGACUAGAUUGCUUGAAAUGAACCUCGUCAGCGCCCCUCAAGUUGCCGAUGCCAUCCUCGGUAAUGAGAUGUUCACUCAUUACGAUAGACCUAGAAUAGCCAACUUGGCUGAGAAAGCUGGUCUUAUGCAAAGAGCGCUCGAACAUUACGAAGAUAUCAACGAUAUCAAACGGGUCGUCGUACAUACCCAGCUCUUCAACCAAGACACUAACAUCCGACAAAACCUUCAACUUGUCGUUCAAAUCGCUUCCAAGUACUCUGACUUGCUUGGUCCCGUCAAGUUGAUUGAGCUCUUCGAGCAAUACAAAUCAUCGGAAGGUCUCUACUACUACCUUGGCGCUGUGGUCAACCUCAGUGAAGACCCAGAAGUACACUUCAAGUACAUCCAAGCUGCUACCAGGACAGGUCAAAUUCGAGAAGUCGAGCGAAUGUGUCGAGAAAGUAACUUCUAUAACCCUGAAAAGGUCAAGAACUUCCUCAAAGAAGCCAGACUUUCUGACCAACUUCCCCUCAUCAUCGUCUGCGACCGAUUCGACUUUGUUCACGAUCUCGUUCUUUACCUUUAUCAAAACGGCCUUACCAAUUUCAUCGAGAUUUACGUCACCAGAGUCAACUCUGCUAGAACUCCUCAGGUUAUAGGUGGUCUUCUUGAUGUCGACUGCGAGGAACAAACUAUCAAGAACCUUCUCGCUUCCGUCACCGGUACCUUCCCCAUCGAUGAGUUAGUAGAAGAGGUAGAGAAAAGGAAUAGACUCAAACUCAUCCUUCCAUGGCUCAACACCAAGGUUGAGCAAGGAUCCACCGACCACUCAGUCUACAACGCUAUCGCUAAAAUCUCUAUCGACUCCAACAACAACCCUGAAGCCUUCCUCAAAGAAAACAAUUUUACGAUCCUGCGAUUGUCGGGCUUAUGUGAUGACGAGUUGAUCAACAUCACCAACGAAAACCAGAUGUACAAGCAUCAAGCUCGAUACCUCGUCAAGAGAAGAGAAAUCGAUCUCUGGACUCAAGUGCUUGAUCCUGAAAGUAUCCACCGACGAGCACUUGUGGAUCAAGUUAUCGCUACUGCUAUUCCUGAAUGUACCGAUCCCGACGAUGUUUCCGUCACCGUCAAAGCGUUCAUGCACAUGGAACUCCACGGACCGCUACUUGAACUGCUCGAGAAGAUCAUCAUUGAACCCUCCCCAUUCAGCGAUAACAAAUCUCUUCAAUCUCUCAUGUUCCUCACUGCCAUCAAGAACGAUAAGGGUAAAGUCAUGGGUUAUAUCAACAAGUUAUCGGGAUACGAUGUCGAUGCUAUCGCCAAGGUCGCUACUGAAGCUGGACUGUACGAAGAAGCCUUCACCAUUUACUCAAAGCACGAUAUGCACGCUGAGGCCAUGAACGUCUUGGUCGAACAUAUGGUAUCUAUCGAUCGAGGAUUCGCUUACGCCAACAAGAUCAACCAACCUGCCGUAUGGAGUCGAUUGGGUAAAGCUCAAUUGGAUGGUCUCAGAGUCAAAGAUGCCAUUGAUUCAUAUAUCAAGGCUGAAGAUCCAUCCAACUUCGCUGAGGUAAUUGAAAUCGCCAACAGAGCAGGCAAGCAUGAAGAUCUGGUCAGGUUCCUUCAAAUGGCUCGAAAGACAGCUAGAGAACCCAAGAUCGAUACUGAAUUAGCAUACGCCUACGCCAAGACAGAUCGAUUACAUGAUAUGAAGGAGUUCCUGGGAAUGACCAACGUAGCGGAUAUCCUUCAAGUUGGAGAGAAGUGUUUCGAAGAUGAGUUAUACCAAGCAUCGAAAUUGUUAUUCUCCUCGAUAUCGAAUUGGGCAAGAUUGGCCACUACUUUGAUUUACCUUGGGGAGAAUCAGGCUGCUGUAGAUGCUGCUAGGAAAGCUGGCAAUACCCAGGUCUGGAAACAGGUUAACGCUGCUUGUGUGGAUAAGAAGGAAUUCCGAUUGGCUCAAAUCUGUGGUCUUAACCUUAUUGUUCACGCCGAAGAAUUACCUGCCCUACUGUCGUUAUACGAAAGAAAUGGUUACUUCGAUGAGAUCAUCUCGUUGAUGGAAGGUGGUUUAGGGUUAGAACGAGCGCAUAUGGGAAUGUUCACUGAACUGAGUGUGUUAUACGCUAAAUACAGACCUGAGAAACUCAUGGAGCACCUCAAACUGUUCUGGCAACGAGUUAACAUUCCUAAAGUCAUCAAAUCUGCCGAGCAAGCUCAUUUGUGGCCAGAGCUUGUUUUCCUAUACAUCGUAUAUGACGAACCUGACAAUGCUGCUUUGGCUAUGAUGGAACGACUUGGUGAUUGGGAUCACGAUCAAUUCAAGAAGGUCGUCGUCAAGGUCGCGAACAUGGAGAUUGCAUAUAAAGCUGUAUCAUUCUACCUCGCUCGUCAACCUACUCUUUUACCCGAUCUUCUAGCCGCUUUAACACCUCGACUAGACCACGGUCGAGUAGUCAAGAUCCUCCAGACUGAAGAUCACCUACCUCUCGCCAAACCUUACCUCAUCGCUACGCAAAAACUCAACUUGGCUGUUGUCAAUGAAGCUUAUAACGACUUGUUGAUCGAAGAGGAAGAUCAUGUCACCCUUCGAAGCAGUUUAGAGACCCAUGAUCAAUAUGAUGCGAUCAAAUUGGCAAAGAGGCUUGAGAGUCAUGAGUUGCUGGAGUUCAGGAGGAUCGCUUCGCUGCUUUACAGGCUAAACGGAAUGUGGGAAGAAUCGCUUGGUCUCGCCAAAGCAGAUCGAUUAUGGCGAGAUGCUUUGGAAACCGCAGCAGCAAGCAAAGACAUCUCGGUAGCAGAGGAGUUAGCUGGUUACUUCGUCUCGAUCGGUAACAAGGAUGCUUUCGCUGCUAUACUUUAUGUAUGCUUCGAAUUGGUCCGACCAGAUUUCGUUGAAGAGAUGUCGUGGAGAUUCGGUUUGAGCGACUAUUCUAUGCCAUACAAGUUACAGCAACAACGUGAUCAAUCUACCAAGAUUGCCGCAUUGGAGAAGGAAGUAAAAGAGUUGAAAGCGAAGACGACAGAAAAGGAACCUGAGAACGAACCUUCUUUGAUGGGUAGUGGAUUAGGUCAGAGAUUGAUGAUUGGUGGACCAACCGGUGGUCCAUAUGGUGGUAUGCCAAACGGAGGUGGACUGAUGUCUCAAUCGACAGGAUUCUACUAA
This is a messenger RNA of Kwoniella mangroviensis CBS 8507, 4926 nucleotides long. RefSeq lists its product as uncharacterized. Gene Ontology annotation, cellular component: clathrin complex; actin cortical patch; clathrin coat of coated pit. The record is from RefSeq and is a predicted model, not a curated record. The transcript is spliced from 23 exons. NCBI's taxonomy places the organism in Eukaryota, Fungi, Basidiomycota, Tremellomycetes, Tremellales, Cryptococcaceae. Gene Ontology annotation, molecular function: structural molecule activity; clathrin light chain binding. The coding region runs from base 1 to 4926 and encodes 1641 amino acids. Gene Ontology annotation, biological process: intracellular protein transport; Golgi to endosome transport; receptor-mediated endocytosis.